Physeter macrocephalus (sperm whale) is the source of this 2427-nucleotide messenger RNA. RefSeq names its product nicastrin (gene NCSTN). Gene Ontology annotation, biological process: Notch receptor processing; protein processing. Gene Ontology annotation, cellular component: plasma membrane. NCBI's taxonomy places the organism in Eukaryota, Metazoa, Chordata, Mammalia, Artiodactyla, Physeteridae. The coding region runs from base 81 to 2282 and encodes 733 amino acids. The transcript is spliced from 17 exons. The record is from RefSeq and is a predicted model, not a curated record.
GAGACGGCGCCAUUGUUGGCCUAGAGAGGCCACUGCCGGACAAGGAGGGAACCAAGGCUUCCGCUCAACCGAGACGCAAGAUGGCCACGGAUGGGGGCGUCUAUGUGGACGACCUGGGGAGUCGGAGUCUCCUUCGCCUUGUGUCUUUCUGCGUCCUACUGGCAGGUUUGUGCGAAGGAAACUCAGUGGAGAAGAAGAUCUACAUCCCCUUAAAUAAAACAGCUCCCUGUGUCCGUCUGCUCAAUGCUACUCAUCAGAUUGGCUGCCAGUCUUCCGUUAGUGGGGACACAGGGGUUAUCCACGUAGUACAGAAGGAAGAAGACCUACAGUGGGUGUUGACCGAUGGCCCUAACCCCCCUUAUGUGGUUCUGCUGGAGGGCACGCUCUUUACCAGGAAUCUGAUGCAGAAGCUGAAGGGGAGAACCAGCCGAAUUGCUGGUCUUGCAGUGUCUUUAGCCAAGCCCAGUCCUGCCUCAGGCUUCUCUCCUAGUGUGCAGUGUCCCAAUGAUGGGUUUGGUGUUUACUCCAACUCCUAUGGGCCAGAGUUUGCUCACUGCAGAGAGAUAGCAUGGAAUUCGCUGGGCGAUGGCUUGGCUUAUGAAGACUUCAGUUUCCCCAUCUUCCUUCUUGAAGAUGAAAAUGAAACCAAUGUCAUUAAGCAGUGCUACCGCGAUCACAACCUGAGUCAGAACGGCUCAGCGCCGGCCUUCCCACUGUGCGCCAUGCAGCUCUUUUCACACAUGCACGCCGUCAUCAGCACCGUCACCUGCAUGCGACGCAGCUUCAUCCAGAGCUCCUUCAGCAUCAACCCAGAAAUUGUCUGUGACCCCCUGUCCGACUACAAUGUAUGGAGCAUGCUUAAGCCUGUAAAUACCUCUGAGACGUUGGAGCCCGAUGACAAGGUUGUGGUGGCUGCCACCCGGGAGGGGGACUGGGGCCUGCCCCGAAUUUCCAUUUUCAAAGUGUACCUCCCCUGCCUUGUCUGCCGUGCCCAGCUGGACAGUCGUUCCUUUUUCUGGAAUGUGGCCCCAGGGGCUGAAAGUGCCGUUGCCUCCUUCGUCACUCAGCUGGCUGCAGCUGAAGCUCUGCAGAAGGCACCCGAUGUGACCACCCUGCCCCGCAAUGUCAUGUUUGUCUUCUUCCAAGGGGAAACUUUUGACUACAUUGGCAGCUCAAGAAUGGUCUACGAUAUGGAAAAUGGCAAGUUUCCUGUGCAGUUAGAGAACAUUGACUCAUUCGUGGAGCUGGGACAGGUGGCCUUAAGAAAUUCACUAGAGCUUUGGAUGCACACAGACCCCAUGUCUCAGAAAAAUGAAACUGUACAGAACCAGGUGGAGGAGCUCCUGACCAUCCUGGAGAAGAGCGGUGCUGACGUCCCUACUGUAGUCCUCAGGAGGCUGAGUCGGUCCCAGCCUCUCCCGCCAUCUUCUCUGCAGCGAUUUCUUCGAGCUCGAAACAUCUCUGGCGUUGUUCUUGCUGACCACUCUGCUGUCUUCCAUAACCACUAUUACCAGAGCAUUUACGACACUGCUGAGAACAUUAAUGUGACCUACCCGGAAGGGCAGAGCCCUGAAGAGGACCUGAACUUCGUGACAGACACUGCCAAGGCUCUGGCAGGUGUGGCCACAGUGCUGGGACGUGCACUGUACCAGCUCGCAGGAGGAACGAACUUCAGCCACACCAUUCAGGCCGAUCCCCAAACGGUUACCCGCCUGCUCUAUGGGUUCCUGGUUAGAGCCAACAACUCAUGGUUCCAGUCUAUCCUCAGGCCAGACCUAAGGUCCUACUUGGGUGACGGGCCUCUUCAGCAUUACAUCGCCGUCUCCAGCCCCACCAACACCACUUAUGUUGUACAGUAUGCCUUGGCAAAUUUGACUGGCAAGGUGAUCGACCUUACCCGAGAGCAGUGCCAGGAUCCGAGUAAAGUCCCCACUGAAAACAAGGAUCUGUACGAGUACGCUUGGGUUCAGGGCCCUUUGAAUUCCAACGAGACAGACCGGCUUCCCCGGUGUGUGCGUUCCACGGCACGACUCGCCAGGGCCUUGUCCCCUGCCUUCGAGUUGAAGCAGUGGGGCUCUACUGAAUACUCUACAUGGACUGAGAGCCGCUGGAAAGACAUCCGCGCCCGGAUAUUUCUGAUAGCCAGCAAAGAGCUGGAGUUUAUCACCCUGAUGGUGGGCUUCGGCGUCCUCGUCUUCUCUCUUGUCGUCACCUACUGCAUCAAUGCCAAAGCCGAUGUCCUUUUCAUUGCUCCCCGGGAACCAGGAUCUGUGUCUUACUGAAGAGGACCCCAACUUUUCCUGCCAGCUCUGCAGUUCACUUCCUAGGUCAUCUGUCCCACUGGGACAUAAACCACUAGUUUGUCACUGGAACCUCUCUGGGCCUGGCUCGGACUGACAUUAACAUAAAGUGGAACUGCCCAAAAGA